Messenger RNA from Triplophysa dalaica, 2429 nucleotides. RefSeq names its product hyaluronidase 3 (gene hyal3). NCBI's taxonomy places the organism in Eukaryota, Metazoa, Chordata, Actinopteri, Cypriniformes, Nemacheilidae. Gene Ontology annotation, cellular component: acrosomal vesicle. The transcript has 4 exons. The record is from RefSeq and is a predicted model, not a curated record. Bases 820 to 2103 code for a protein of 427 amino acids. Gene Ontology annotation, molecular function: hyalurononglucosaminidase activity. Gene Ontology annotation, biological process: hyaluronan catabolic process; carbohydrate metabolic process.
UUUCAAAGACAGCUGCUUUUCUGCUGUGCCAGCGUGAAAGUUAUCGGCAUGUAGGUAUCAGUCGAAUUAAGUUAAACGAUUAACUAGAAAACAAAAAUGCUCGUGUCUCUCACAAGCAUCCGAACCAGUUUCUCCUAGCCUUUUAGCUGUGGUUGUAUAUGUUCAGACUUUUCGGAUUGUUUAUACGUGUUCACGUAUUGUUUUUCGUCUUCCUGCAUGGUGUUAAUUCAUUUAAAAGAUGCGUGCAAGUGGUGAUCAUAUAAAAUACGAUCAGAAAAGUCAAAUCAACACCUUUCCGCUCAUAGCUCGUCCUGUGGCGAAUGAAUGAAUCGAGGUUCUGAGACCUGCUGCCCCCAACGCUAGACCGAUUCAAAAUGUAUCUUCGUUUAGCUGUGAAUCAUUCUCAGCGUGAAAAAGCAUAAUGUUAUACUUAAAUUUAAGUUAGCUUUGCUCUGGAAGCCUACAAGCUGCAUCCACUUUGUAUACGUGUCACAACGCAGUCAAGAAUACUGCAUUUCACCAUAGUAGGACCCUCAAACCUCUGUCAAACCCACACAUUUCUCAUCAUUUCACACUUGCUCAAGACAAAAAAGCUGUUAAAGGCUGCUUCCUUUUCAUUAGUGGUCUACUGCCAGCCACUUCUCGUUAGAAAGAACACUAACUGUUGAAACAUGAAAACUGGCCAAACAGAUUCCAGGUCAGUGUUAGAGACUAAGCUUUAACAUCAUUAUCAUUGAAGCAUCUUGUUUCCUUAUUUUAACCCUCAGUUGCAUGAAGAGCUAGUUUUGAAACUUAACUCUGUCUCUAAACUCUGCAGGCAUGCUUUUUGGAUUCUUUGUACCACGUUUCAUCCUCAUCUUAGGUCUCUCAGUCCUUUUAUCUCCCCACUACCCUUCACAAAAUGUGGUCAAUGGGGUAGAGUCUGUCACGGAGGGCCGUGGCUUUUCAGUGAUCUGGAAUAUGCCCACAGCUCGGUGCCAGAGGCGGUAUGGGGUCUCUCUGCCACUGCGCCAAUACAACAUCAUACAUAACUCAGAGCAGAGAUUUCAAGGUCCAGAUAUCAGCAUAUUCUAUCAGCGCCGUCUGGGCCUCUACCCCUACAUCAACCGUAAAGGGUCAAAGAUCAAUGGUGGUCUACCCCAACAAGGAUACCUAAAAUCUCAUCUUUCACUGACCGAGUUGCAGAUCAAUGAGGUCUUCAGAGGUACAUUCUGUGGGUUAGCUGUGCUGGAUUGGGAAGCGUGGCAACCCGUAUGGAUGUGGAACUUCGGAAGCAGAAUGGUAUAUAGAAGACUUUCCAAGGAGCUCGUCAGGUGGAAACAUCCAGAGUUGUUGGAAGAGGAAGUGACAUCAGAGGCAAAGGGAGAAUUUGAAUUAGCAGCAACAACAUUUAUGUCAAAGACUCUGCGUCUUGGAGUUCACCUCUACCCUAAAGGAUUAUGGGGGUUUUAUGGGUUUCCUACUUGCUACAACAACCAUGCCCAAGGAGAGAGCGGCUACACGGGUCAGUGCCACAAUGGUACCGAAAAGUUGAAUGACAGACUGGCAUCACUAUGGCAACAGUCCACCGCCCUGUAUCCAAGCAUUUAUUUGUGGUCUAAGUUAGCUGGACACAAACACGCUCAACUCAUGGUGAGACACCGUGUACUAGAGGCCCUUCGUGUGGCAUCCCAUCAUUCACCUGCCAGUAAAGUGCCCCCUGUUUUCCCGUAUGCUAGAGUGGGGUUCACACACACGUUAAAGUUCCUCAAUCAGACGGAUUUGGAGCACACACUAGGUGAGAGCGCUGCUUUAGGCGCAGCUGGAGUUGUGUUAUGGGGUGAGCUGAGUUUUGCCAAGUCAAAGCGGCAAUGUUCUCUUCUGCAAGAGUACCUACAUUCAGUAUUAGGAAAGUAUGUUGCCGCCCUGCAGGCUGGUGUGAUGAACUGCAACGGGAGACUGUGUAAUGGCCAAGGGCGCUGUGCUCGAAAGGAUGCUCACUCGGGUUUCAUGAUCCCUCUUCAUGACAAUUACAAAGCUGAUGUUCUCAGUGAAAUGAGAACAAAGUUAAAAUGUGUGUGUUAUGAAGGAUGGAGUGGGCAGCAGUGUGAAAAACAAGAAUAGAUCAGUUUAAUCAGUGUGAAACCCAAUUCGGAACCCAUUUUGCUUAGUGUAACAUGACAUAUUUCAGAGUGAACCUGCACAGUGAAUGACUCAGGAUUCUGAAAAAAAGCCUGAGCUAAAACAACGGAAUAGCUAGUUGCUAAUGACUUUAGCAAAGUCUCCAAAAAGUCUAAGUAAUGCAUUUUAAGAAGGAACAUAUUUUGAUGACAGAUGAAGAGGACACAAAAUGUUUUUAUUUGGAAAAAUGUGUGCCAAUGAAUUGUUGACAGCAUGACCAAGAAAACAGAUGUGCAUUAAAAACCCACAAUUCAUGUUGUCAUUUUUAA